AUGGCUUUGAAACUCCAGAGUCUGCAGUUAGUCUUGGCGACCCUCGUUGCGGUGCAAGAAAUUGUUCCAGCAAUGUCCGCUCGGAUGGUACCUCCCUUUUUGAGGCCACCAGGACUAGGGAGACCUCGUUGCAUAGACAGCCACAGAUUUGGAAAUGGGGAUCAAACGAUACACCUGAAACAGCGUUGUCAAGAAGGCUGCAGCGGGAAAAAACCAAAGGAUGGAGACAAAUGUGUUGUGGAGACUGGAACAUCAGGUUCUGCUCUAAUCUUUCUCUCCGGAGUAUGCCAAAACAUGACGUGCAAAAUAAAUAAAGAAAGCGAGAUAUACAAACAAGAAAUGAAUGUAUCAGUCGGUAGUUAUGAUAAAGCAUCAGUCCCACAACUACCUGGUUGCGGGUUCAGAAGUAUUCAAGAUAAAAACAGACAGUAUUUACUUUCCAUGGAGUGCACGACCUGUGAAGCUCAGUUGAAUCAAACGAUACGACCGGAUUGCACACAGUGCAUUGCAUCUCAGGAAGAUACAGAGUCUGGUGACUUGAAGCUCACAGUGGGAGAGUGCCAUAAUGGAAUCUGUGUUCCUCGUAAUCCGACAGAAACUGUGGAUAUAAAGAAAGAAUUAUACACCAGCUCCGACUAA
This is a messenger RNA of Ixodes scapularis (black-legged tick), 639 nucleotides long. RefSeq lists its product as uncharacterized. Bases 1 to 639 code for a protein of 212 amino acids. The record is from RefSeq and is a predicted model, not a curated record. Lineage: Eukaryota; Metazoa; Arthropoda; Arachnida; Ixodida; Ixodidae. The transcript has 8 exons.